GCCAGGUGAUUAUGGCCUCUCUGGUUGAGUCGUCGGUGGAUGUGGGUCACGGGUAGAACAUUCAUGGACCAAAAGGCAACCAGGACUCAAGGCUAGGGGAUGUGGACUUGGGCAUCAUGUUGCAGAAACUCCCUGUGUGGAAUUUGGCAGCUUUUAGCUGAUUCGGCUUCUCACUGGUGGUGGCUGCUCGGAGGGUGGUGGGGUGACCGCCGAUGGGUGACAUGCAAUGAUGAACAGUCUACUCGGGACGGAGUACUGUAUGAGGUACAGAGAUGGGAGUACCGAAAGCCUUCUGGCAGGUUGAGCUUUGGAGAGCUGUGGCGCCUAUGGUACCUAUACUCAUGUACCGAGUACCUAGGGCUGCUGAGGCCCCAAGGGAUCUUUCGGUUGCCUUUUGGCACCCGUGCUCCUAAAGAAUCGAGGGGUCGGGCUAGUCAAUGGUACCUAGGGCAAAGAUCCCCAGACACCAAUGGGAGUGCUUAGACUGGCUUCCCGGCAUGGCGCUUCCC
Molecule: messenger RNA, 509 nt
Organism: Cladophialophora immunda
Lineage: Eukaryota; Fungi; Ascomycota; Eurotiomycetes; Chaetothyriales; Herpotrichiellaceae
Exons: 1
Coding region: 100-483 (127 amino acids)
Source: RefSeq, a predicted model, not a curated record